AUGGAACCGUCCAGUAAAAAGCGGAAGCUGGCUCCCAAGGUCAACACUUCUGUGGCUCCCAACCCUCAGCCUGCUGCGCAGUAUUCCCACGAAACGCCGCCACAACAACAGCCUUACCCCGUACACGAUGCUCCCGUCGCCGAACGACAAGACUUCGAGGCCUUUGCGCGUCACCUACAGGAUGCGGCCAUGCUGAUACAGCGCCAGACGGAGCGCCCGCCUCACAGUGAUGUAUCCGUCUUGCUAUUAAGCUGGGAAGAGGAUCGUACGGUGGAUGAGGACGUUGCCGCCGUGGAGCAGGUCAUGCAGAAGCAGUAUGGCUUCACCACUCAGCGCUGGCAGAUCCCCACCGUGCCAAACCCAAGCAUCAAGCUCGGCGUCCAGAUGGCUUCCUUUCUCGAAAACGCAAGGCCCAACCACCUCCUCAUUAUAUACUACGCUGGCCACGGAUAUGCCGGCCCCGAUGGCCAGCUGUACUGGGCCUGCAAUGCGCGCGAAGAUGCUGCCAAGCUCAAAUGGGAUGGUGUACGGUGCUUAUUCGAAGAUGCCCAAUCCGACAUUCUCCUGCUUCUGGAUACAUGUGCCGACCCCGAACCGGCAGCCGCGGGCAGCCACGGUGUGAAGCAGGCCAUUGCGGCUUGCUCCCGAGAGCACAAGGCCCGACAGGAACCUGGUCAACGCUCCUUCACGUCCUUCCUGGUAGAGGCGCUUCACAAGUUGAGCGGGGGGCAACAGCCUUUCAAUGUCCAGAGACUAUACGACGAGACUCGCUCCCUGAAGCAACAGCAGCGUGCCAAAAGCCCAACGCCUGCAAAGGGCGCAACAGCCCCCGCCUCGCCCAUUAUGCCCAUCUUCUUCACCCUGACCCCCGGCAAAGGGCAAAAUUUGAUGCUGGCGUCCAUGAUCGGCAGGGCGCCAGCGCCUCCCCUGAACGGCGUAGAUGCGCCGGAUGGGCAGAGUAGUCGCGCUCGUGAAGACCAUGUCAUCGACCCGGAUUCUGUAGCUGACAUCAGGUUUGAAGAGCCCCGGAUCCUGGUUUGCACAACAUUCGUUGGGGAUGCGAGUCCAGACAUGUCUUACUUUCACCAGUGGCUACAGAACAAGCCGACCCUUGGCGCUGCCAUCGCCGUCGAGGGCAUGUUCCUUGGCCCACCCACAAUGCUGCUCAUCUCCAUGCCCCACUCCAUAUGGAAUGUCGUCCAGCACGAUAAGGUCUGCUGCUUCCUGGGCUACAUUAGUUCUCACAACAUGAUUCACCUGUAUGAAAAGCUGAUUGGGCCCGCCGGUAUCCGCCCCUCUGCCAAAGAAGUAGAGGAUGGCCGUAUUCUGCUGGAAGCCCGGGAGUUGGCGGCCGGAACGCCUUCGCGAGCUCGACGGGAGCCGGAUCCAUAUCUGCACGCCGCGGCUCGAGAUGGCCUUGAGUACAGGUCGCAAAGUAGUCCAUCCGGAGCGUCCUACACUCCGGCCGCCCCUCGAACUAUUGCGCCAAUCAAGCCAAAGGAUGAGGUUGAGGAUUCCGCAGAGAUGCAAGAAGCCGCAGAGCAGCUCAAGGCUCUCAGUCAUGUUCGGCCUAGAAGUGACGAUGGCCCUGCGCCUCCUCCUGUCCCGGCGCCUCCUCCUGCUACUGCUGCUGCUGCUGCUGCUGCUGCUUCUGUGGCUGUUGCUGCUGUACCUCCCCCUGUGCGGCACCGAACAACGCUUCCAGAUGGUAUCCCUGAAUCGAGGCACAUUGAGCCAAAUAUUUCACGCGACAUCAAUGAAUCUGGAGCCGGCGAUGCCAUGGCUCUGGAUUCGACCCCAUUGCGUAUGAAGGCGCCUCGACGGUCUCUCCCUAAGCAGGAAACUAGAUGUGAUCACUGUACGCAUGCCCCUUUCAAAGAUUCCUCGUCGCUUCGGAAACACAUCGCGGCAGCCCAUACCCGACCAUUUCCCUGCGCCUUUUCCUUUGCUGGCUGCGCCAGUACCUUUGGAUCCAAGAAUGAAUGGAAGCGCCACAUUGCUUCACAGCACCUCUGCUUGACGUAUUAUUGCUGUUCGGCUUGCCCGCAGAGCUCGGCAGAAGGCAAGGGUAAUGAGUUCAACCGAAAGGAUCUCUUCACCCAGCAUCUACGCCGAAUGCAUGCCCCGUUCCAGAUCAAAAGGACCAUUGCCAAGGGUGACAGCAAGUUACAGGCCGAAUGGGAUGCACACGUCAAGGACAUGCAGCAGUCCUGUCUAGUUACCAGGCGACACCCUCCACAAAAAUCGGCUUGUCCACGAAAAGAGUGUAACGCCCUUUUCGAGGGGCCCACCUCUUGGGAUGAGUGGACUGAGCAUGUCGGGCGGCACAUGGAGAAGGGUGAGGGCCAGCGGCUGGGCAUCGACAAGUUGCUGGCAGAGUGGGCUCUUGACGAAGGCAUCAUCGAGUUAAAGAGCGAUGGCGAGUAUCGUUUGUGCGCCACAAACGGCGUCCUCGCUGGCGGAGGCAAUGGCAGCGUG
This is a messenger RNA of Trichoderma virens Gv29-8, 2478 nucleotides long. RefSeq lists its product as uncharacterized. The transcript has 3 exons. The annotation marks the transcript as partial. The record is from RefSeq and is a predicted model, not a curated record. NCBI's taxonomy places the organism in Eukaryota, Fungi, Ascomycota, Sordariomycetes, Hypocreales, Hypocreaceae. Gene Ontology annotation, molecular function: DNA-binding transcription factor activity.